AUGAAUCUUUUAGGACGCGUGGGAACGGUCUUUCUCGUCGUCAUUAACAUUUUCUUUAUAAUUGCUGGAAUUGCACUGCUUAUUGGCGGAGCAAUCAUGAAUGAAAAAGGAGGUGCAUAUGCUGCACAAUAUAUGCCGCUGCUGGAAAACAUUUCCAUUGGAUCUUUUAAGAUGGGAAGUCUAGUAAAGGCUCUUGCUGGAUUCGGAGUAUCUCUCGGGCUCUUUGCAAUAGUCGUGGCUAUCAUUGGAAUAGCUGGGGCAAUAUCGCGCAUGAGACUUCUACUGAUUAUUUAUGGGGCAAUCAUUAUAAUCAUCUUACUAUUGGAGUUUGUUGCUCUGGGAGGAUGGUUUACGUUCAAGCACGAGUUGGUGGCUACAAUCAAAGAUCAAAUGUUAAAUCUGGUCCAGAGAUACGACGGAAAUACCGCCAAUCAAAUCACGCGGGCAUGGAACUUCCUGUUUUUAACUUUUCACUGUUGUGGAGUCAAUCCCGUCAUUCUUGGUAAUGACUUUGUCAGUACCAUCUGGUGGCUGAACCCUCUGAGAGGUCAAUCUAUCAUUCCGGGGCACUGCUGUGUGGGAGCGGAUCCAAACACUGCCGACUUCAACAUCAAUCAACUGUGUACCAUCAAUCCGUCAACCGUGACUGCGUACAUCGACAGGGGUUGUUACAAUGAAAUGUCCAACAUCAUGAAUCCAUACAGCAGUACAUUUAUCGCCACCGGAGUAGUACUUGUGAUUAUUGAGGUCAUGGCUGUCAGCGCAGCAUUUGGAAUAUUGUGUCAAAUGAAAAAUGGUGUCGAAUAUGAAGUAAACGAGAAAAAGCGAGGCGGGACAGCAUAGAUUCUGGUCCAUUUUGUUACAUCGUUUCGUAUCUGGCAGGGACUUGUAUGCAAUUUAUAUUUCGAAUAGUAAUUAAUCUUCUACUGAUUUGUAUUUUGAAUACUACUCAUAAUAAAAU
Messenger RNA from Ostrea edulis (European flat oyster), 961 nucleotides. RefSeq names its product tetraspanin-9-like. Lineage: Eukaryota; Metazoa; Mollusca; Bivalvia; Ostreida; Ostreidae. Gene Ontology annotation, cellular component: membrane. The record is from RefSeq and is a predicted model, not a curated record. The coding region runs from base 1 to 843 and encodes 280 amino acids. The transcript is spliced from 7 exons.